Candoia aspera is the source of this 1060-nucleotide messenger RNA. It is a transcript of the gene PPIL3, whose product is annotated as peptidylprolyl isomerase like 3. Gene Ontology annotation, biological process: protein folding; protein peptidyl-prolyl isomerization. The transcript is spliced from 6 exons. Lineage: Eukaryota; Metazoa; Chordata; Lepidosauria; Squamata; Candoiidae. Gene Ontology annotation, cellular component: catalytic step 2 spliceosome. Gene Ontology annotation, molecular function: peptidyl-prolyl cis-trans isomerase activity. Bases 183 to 668 code for a protein of 161 amino acids. The record is from RefSeq and is a predicted model, not a curated record.
UGCAAAGCUCGCCCUUCUUUUGCGGCCUUCUUACUGGAGCAGUAAGGAAACUCCCAAAGCGUUUAGCCUGAGAAACUGCUCCGCUAUACCUAGGUUUAUCAUGUGCUGCGUUUCCGCUGGUUUCGACAGUGCUGCUUUUCGGGAGGCCUUGCCGGUUUUCUUCCACCCGCUAACCGGCAAAGAUGGCUGUCACACUGCACACUGAUGUUGGGGAUAUUAAAAUAGAGUUAUUCUGUGAACGAACACCCAAAGCUUGUGAAAAUUUUCUGGCUCUCUGUGCGAGUAGCUACUACAAUGGCUGUACUUUUCACCGGAAUAUCAAAGGCUUUAUGGUUCAGACAGGAGACCCAACUGGUUCUGGGAAAGGAGGAAACAGUAUUUGGGGCAGGAAGUUUGAAGACGAAUACAGUGAAUACUUAAAGCACAGUGUCCGUGGAGUUGUUUCCAUGGCAAACAAUGGUCCGAAUACAAAUGGAUCUCAGUUCUUUAUCACCUAUGGCAAACAGCCACAUCUUGACAUGAAAUAUACUGUCUUUGGGAAAGUAAUUGAUGGCUUGGAUACACUGGAUGAGUUGGAGAAGCUGCCUGUAAACGAAAAGACAUUCCGCCCCUUGAAUGACAUCCAUAUUAAAGAUGUGACAAUUCAUGCUAACCCUUUUGCUCAAUAGCUCCAAUGGACCAACUUUUUUAAUUUGAACAUUUCACAGGAGAGAAAUUUCAAAUGUUGAUGUUCAAAAUGUUUAAAAUCAAACUAUAUUUUUAAUGUUUGUCCUGUAAUCCAGACAGUGUAGCUGGAUUGAUUGCCAUCUCCCUUUUUUAAAAUUCAACAUCAUCAAGAAUACCACAGACGGCUGAAGAUCUCUUUUGGAAAAAGCAGUACAGAAGGCUAGCUUGGGUACCUGGCAUCAUAAUAUUUUUUUAAAAUCUAUCAGGAAUCUCCAAUGUCAACCAACUGGAGAGCUGAUCAAUAAACAAUGCUAGUGGAUAAAUCUGUGUUAACAAAGGUUCAUUCAAGGAAAAGGCAUUGCCAGUUGGAUGACCAAAAUAAAGAUGUAUGAAU